AUGGAUAAAACCCUGUGUGAACAAUUUGAUACAUUGAGAAACUAUUUACCCGAUGACUUAGAAAACUAUGAAUCAGUCGAUUUUAAUCAAAAUCAGGAUAUUAAGGAUUACUGCUCUAAUGAAGAGUCAGAGGAUACAGAAUGUAAGACUGAUCUCGAUAAAAUAAAUGCUGGAUGCUUAUGGUUGUUUGAGCAAUUGUUUCUGAAAAAUAAAAAAAGUAAUAUCAAUAAUGUCGGAUAUAUUAUCAUAUGGUUAAGUUAUAAACUAAAUCAAAAGACGUAUGACGGAAUCAAGGACCUAAAUGAUUUUUACAAAACAAGUAUAGAAAAUAAUAGGCAUUAUACUAAUUGUAAACAAAGUGGUCAAGAUUGUAGUACGUCAUUACAAGAUAAUACGGGAUAUACAAAUUAUAAGGAAAUCAUAGAUGGAAAAAAGAAAUUGUUGAGUACUAAUAUCGGAAAUAUGUCUAAAAUUUAUGAUGCAUUUAAACUAUUAUGUAACAUAUAUACUGAACUUGGUGGAAGCAACACAGAAAAUAAGACAUAUUUAGAAAAUGCUAGUAAAUUUGUUAAAAAAUAUAAUGAACUUAAUGACGAUUCUGAUAAUACUGAAGAUGACGCCUAUUAUCAAGUAUUGUCUACAUUAUCAAAUGAUUAUAUUAAUUUAAAACAUUAUUGUGAUAGUAAUACCGUUGAUUGUAACAAAAUUCCAUCCCUUAUACCGACAGAAACAGAAGAAAAUGGUAUGCAAAGUUCUGAAGAGAGUUGUGAUGGUACAUCAAGCUUCUCGAUAGUAAAAAAAUUAAUUCUAGCUUUAUCAAUAUUCAGUGCAAUAACAAUCUUUUUGGGAAUUUUUUUUAAGUGUUCGUUAUUUGUAUUACGGAAAAGAGCUCUAAAACAAUAUUUAAGAGAAAAAAUAAAAAAUAUAAAGAAGAGAAUGAAUCAUUAA
This is a messenger RNA of Plasmodium yoelii, 948 nucleotides long. RefSeq lists its product as uncharacterized. Bases 1 to 948 code for a protein of 315 amino acids. The transcript has 3 exons. The record is from RefSeq and is a predicted model, not a curated record. NCBI's taxonomy places the organism in Eukaryota, Apicomplexa, Aconoidasida, Haemosporida, Plasmodiidae.